Molecule: messenger RNA, 1056 nt
Organism: Rhodofomes roseus
Lineage: Eukaryota; Fungi; Basidiomycota; Agaricomycetes; Polyporales; Fomitopsidaceae
Product: GroES-like protein
Exons: 6
Coding region: 1-1056 (351 amino acids)
Molecular function (GO): oxidoreductase activity, acting on NAD(P)H
Source: RefSeq, a predicted model, not a curated record
AUGUCUGCUACCGUCCCGAAGACGAUGAGGGCCUUGAUCACGCAGCCCGAGAAGAAGGCCGUGGUGAAGGAGGUCCCCGUGCCAAGUAUCACCGAUGACGAGAUCCUCGUUAAAGUUGCUGCAGUAGCGCAGAACCCGACGGACUGGAAGUUCGUCGAAUUCGUGCAGAACCAUGGUACCAUCUGCGGGUGCGACUGGGCCGGGAACGUCGUCCAAGUCGGCAAGAACGUCACUACGUAUGCAGUCGGAGACCACGCCGCGGGAUUCCACCAGGGCGGAAGCUACACGGACCGGGGCGCUUUCGCGGAGUACGUGAAGGUAGAACCUGACCUCGCUUGGAAGGUACCUCCCGGUGCGCUCUCACAUGAGGAAGCUGCGACCAUGGGUUGCGCAUUCUGGACUGCGGUUCAAGCUUUGUUCCACCCCACUCGCCUUGGUUUGGUCGAGCCGCCUAAGAAGGCGCCUGGUAACGAAUGGAUCUUCAUCUAUGGUGGUAGCAGCUCCGUUGGACUUUAUGCCAUCCAACUAGCGCGCAUUGCUGGCUACAAGGUCGUCACUGUCGCAUCACCGAGGAAUCACGAAGUCCUAAAGUCUCUCGGCGCUGAUGCGGUAUUCGACUACAACGACCCCGACGUGAUUGCGAAGAUCAAGGAGACGACCGGCGACUCGCUGCACGUCGCGUUCGACACCAUCUCCGUUCACGACUCGCAAGUCCUGACCGUCAAGACCUUCGCGCCCGGGCCGGGCAAGCUCAUCGUCAUCCAGCAACCGGAGGAGGACGCGAAGAAGCUGAACUCGAAGGUCACAAUCCAACACACGCUGAUCUACACUGCUCUCGGGAAGGAGCUCAAGCUCGGCAACGGCUACCCUGCGUUGCCGGAUGACCGGGCACACAUGGCGCAGUUCCUGACCAAGGUCCCGGGGCUCGCCAGCUCUGGGGCGAUCAAGCCCAACCCAAUCAAACUCUGGGAAGGCGGUCUGGAGGCUAUUCCGGACGGCCUGUUGUACAUGAAGGAGGGCAAGAUUACCGGAGAGAAGAUUGUGUACCGUGUUUAG